CUCAGUUCCAAUGGCUCGUACGAAGCUGCUGGGUAAUCUGGGCACGGCAGAAAAACACAGAUGAGCUCUGUGACCCUUCUGCAGGGAAGACCUCAUCCUGACACAGUGGACCCCGGGAGCGCUCAUGAAGAUCAAUGCGAAGCAACGAGACCGCCUCACCAGGCACCACGCUGCUGUCCAUGCUGCUGUCCAUGCUGCUGUUCAUGCUGCUGUUCAUGCUGCUGUCCAUGCUGCUGUCUACGCUGCUGUCCAUGCUGCUGUCUACGCUGCAGUCCAUGCUGCUGUCUACGCUGCUGUCUACGCUGCACUUAUUACUGCGCUCCCCUGGACGCACUGUGCCGUGUCCAGUAUGUCAGCGUGUCAGCGUGUCAGCGUGUCCACAUCAUGCGUGAAGCUGCGGACGCUCGGUGCUCGGAUGCGGACGAGCGAGCAUUCCGCUGCACGUCGUUGAUGAGCGCCCGCACGCGUCACGACUCACGACGUCUAGGCCUGUCCUCAGCCUCCCGUAAUCCGAUGCUAGCGCUCCACACGAUCCCGUGAGAGCGCGCCGCUGGACUUGCGACCAGGCCAAGCAUUCUGAAUCCAACCCCACUCUAUCAACAACGCGUCGCGCGUCGGUGCAAGCCAGCCGACGCCCGCCAUGAAGCGGCACAACUCGUCCAACAACAAGAGUAUCCUGCACUUCUUCAAGAGGGUCCCGCGCACUUCGCAGGAGACAUCUCCAGGUACUGCUGCACCAUGCCCU
Molecule: messenger RNA, 745 nt
Organism: Didymella exigua CBS 183.55
Lineage: Eukaryota; Fungi; Ascomycota; Dothideomycetes; Pleosporales; Didymellaceae
Exons: 1
Coding region: 61-540 (159 amino acids)
Source: RefSeq, a predicted model, not a curated record